AUGCCACUACCCGACAACACUGACCACAGCGAUUGGACAGUCAUUUAUAACGAUGAAGGCGGCAAAACGGAAGAUCAACUAUCUCACAAAAGACAAACUCUGGCAAGAACAUUGUCAAUCCCCAAGACUAUGUGCAUCUUUUCCGAAGCCAAAACCGAGAUAACAACAGUAGCUGAGCCACCAUCACCAAAACUGAAACUACCCCAACUGGGCAACGAUUCAGCCGAAAGAAUCUUCCCAGUUCGCUCAGCCCUUUCAUUUGAUUCGGCUCCCUCGUCCGCACUGCCAACCCUGGCUAUGGAGAAGCUCGAAACGCCAUUAUCACCAUUCUCGGAUUCAUGGACUGGCAACUUUGGAAACGAAAAGACCAGCUUUCAGCCGUCAAUUGCUGCUGUAAGAGAAAGCAGUGAGCGGGAGGUUUUCAAGGGGCAGGAUUUUUUGACCAGGCAGAAUCAAAAGAGCGAUUUCGUGACUGAGUACUCAUCAACAUCCAAGAAGCAAGACCGAGGAGACGACCAUUCGUUGGAUGAUCCGACUAUACCCCAUGCAAUCAGGGACGAUCUAGCAAGCGCCAAUAUCUUAAGACAAUUGCAUAAUACCAUGGAGAGUGGCGGCGACGUGCUUGGUGCUUACAGGCCGACCAAUGGGCUGCAAUAUUCUAAGCAAGACGAGGAAGCCAUCGCCAUCCAAUCUUUCGGCGCACUAAUUGUGCUGGAAGAGUUGAAUGACAAGUUUACGGUGCAAAUAGCCAGCAACAAUUCCUCCAAAGUCAUGGGAUAUUCACCAGAUGAUCUUUUUGAACUCGAUUCGUUUUGUGAUAUCUUGUCCACAUCACACGUUGAUACGUUUCUCGACCAUACCAGCUUUGUCUUGGAAGACGAGUAUGAAGUUGUGAAUCAUGGGCCAGAAAUCUUCUUGUUGACGCUUUUACCUCGUGAACCUCUCGGCCAAAAUAUGCGAUGUGAAAAGAUAUGGUGUACCAUGCAUACCAGCAAAGCAUAUAAGAACUAUGUUAUCUGUGAGCUUCAGCCUGCCAUGGCCUCUGGCUCGACUACGAAAGCAACCCAAAGAGUCCAACAGCCCGAGAGACAUUCACGCAUAUCGAAAACAAGCUGUACAGACCUUUCUCAUCUUGGGGGCUGUGACAACAUUGCAAUCCAAAAGGAUAAUUCUUACCCAGCGAGUUUCAAUGUCACAGAAUCCCCGGAGAUUCUCAACGCUAUUCCUCGCAUUCUGCAGCAGCUGGCCAAAUCUCAGACGAUAGAAUCACUCGUUCGGAAUACCGUUGCCACCUUGCAAAGUCUCACUGGGUUUUCACGAACAACUAUGAUUCAUUUCGAAGACGAGAUCAAAGGAACAGUACUUGCAGAUAGUAUUGACUCUUCACUGGAGCUGACCUCAUUUGAGGGUACCAAAUUUCCCGAGUCAUCGUUCCCUGAGCCGCUGCGUAAACGAUAUAUGCGCAACACGGCCUGUCUCUCUUAUGCCAGAACUAAGCAAUCUGCAGAGCUUGUCUACCGCGCCUCUACAAAUAAACACGCACUUGAUUUGUCACAUACCUAUCUCUCUGCAGCCCCGAAAUCCUCGAGGCCCAGUUCCGGUCCUUCUGUCGAAGCUUGUCUCUCAAUCACAAUCAAUGUUUCCGGCAAACUCUGGGGAUUGAUAUCAUGCCAAUCAUACGAGGCAAGCAGAACUUUGCAUCCGAUGGCUCAGAAGGUUUGCUGGUUCAUGGCGGAAGCAGUGGCAAACAACAUCCAGCGACUAUCCUCUACUCUUCCCAUUGUUCUGAAAGAGCUGCCGAUGUCUUGGGAUGAUCAAAACAAAGUCCAAACUGCCGAUUAUCCGUCAAGUGAUCUGCUCGGUUUAUUUGGCGCGGACUAUGCUGCGGCAUCAAUCAUGGGAGAAGGCAAGAUAUUAGGCAAACCGGUCGACUCUCAGGAGGUUCUGGCAGUGUUGGAAUACAUGAAAGUUAAAGAGAUUUCCACGGUUCUCUCGUCAACAAACAUUACCUCCGAUUUUCAGGAUUUGAACUACUACCGUGGAUUUCAUUGUAUAUCUGGUCUGUUGUAUGUUCCACUUUCGGCGGAUGGACAUGACUGCAUUAUAUUCUUUCGGGCCGAGGGUCGAAUUAUACCCAAUGGCUCUAAGAAUGAGACAACGUGGUCUACAUCAGAGUUCGAAAGAGCAUCCUCGCUGUCGUUGCUAUACCGAGCAUUUAGUGAGAUCUGGCAGGAGAAAGAGGCAGCUAUGCAGAACAAUCAACUGAUGCGACUACUGCUUGCCAACUCUGCGCAUGAGUUUAGAACACCUCUCAAUGCGAUUAUCAAUUACUUGGAGAUUGCUCUGGAUGGAUCCCUGGAUCAAGACACACGAGAUCACAUAUCCAGGUCUCACUCAGCGUCCAAGUCACUAGUCUAUAUCAUCAAUGAUCUGUUAGACCUGACGAAUGCUGAAAACGGACAACGCCUGAUCAAAGACGAGGCAUUCAAUCUAUCCGAGACUCUCACAGAGGCAACAGACAUUUUCUGGGAGGAAGCUCGACAAAAGCACGUCGACCUGCAGGUUGUCCAGCACGCAGCAUUGCCACCUGUUCUCGGAGACCAACGACGAGUCCGUCAGGUCAUCACCAACCUGAUCAGCAAUGCUAUUCAGCACACAGCAUCCGGAGCACUUACCAUCGAGUCAUGUGUCGUUCCUGAGAGCGUAGAUCUCGAUCAUAUUACAGUCGAGAUUGCAGUCCACGACACCGGGUCUGGUAUGUCCCAAGAGACCGUUGAAACAUUGUUCUGUGAACUAGAACAAGUCUCCAACAAGGGGUAUAUGAAGACACCAAAGUCAUACGGAUGCACAGCCAGCGGCACACCAGUAGAGACAGAAAGUGUGCUUGGACUCGGUCUCGCGCUCGUUGCUCGAAUCGUGCGCAAUAUGAACGGCCAACUCAGCUUACGAUCCGAAGAAGGAAAAGGAAGUUGUUUCAAGAUCCGACUCGAGUUCCCACUUCCAUCCGAAGAACGCGACAAUCAGGCUUCAUCUAUUGUUUCAGAUAAAUCCCAGCCCCGACAGAAGCAAGAAACCAAGAAAGAAACAUCCUCCUGCACAAACCGCCCGGAAGACGGAAUACCAUGCGAAUGCGGGAUCACACCCGAAUUCUCCAAAGGAGCAGUCCUCGAAGUCGACGCAAGCCUGAAAACAGGCGAAUCAAAGAAACUCUCGUUGCCACGCCCAAAGUCGGAAACAAGCAAUGCGCCGCACGAAGCACAUCGCAGGACAUCCCGUCUCCCAACGCCACCACAUUCCCCGAAGGGAUCAAGCCCGCCAGCCACCACGUCACCAGACGAACCCCAAAGCCUCAUUCAGAACACCUCCGCUAUGGAUGCCAGGCUGCAUGUCCUGGUCGCUGAGGAUGACCCGGUAAAUAGUACGAUCCUGCGAAAGCGUCUAGAGAAGCUCGGUUAUACAAUCGACAUGACAGCAAAUGGCAAGGAAUGUACCUCGGUCUACAAGAACAAUCCUGCGCUGUACAGUGCUAUUCUGAUGGACCUACAGAUGCCUAUUGUGGACGGCCUGAGCGCGACGAAGAUGAUUCGUGAACAUGAACAGCAGCUGGCUUCUUCUGGUCUGCCUGUGGCUCGGGUUCCCAUUUUUGCUGUGUCGGCUUCUCUUUUGGAGAAAGACCGAGACACGUAUGUUCAGUCUGGCUUUGAUGGGUGGUUUAUGAAGCCGAUUGAUUUCCAGCGCGUGAAUGUUUUGCUCCGGGGCGUGAGGGUGAAGUGUAUGCGCAACGAGUGUGUUUAUCGACCUGGCGUCUGGGAGCAAGGUGGUUGGUUCAAUGAGAUUUAA
Messenger RNA from Penicillium nucicola, 3840 nucleotides. RefSeq lists its product as uncharacterized. The coding region runs from base 1 to 3840 and encodes 1279 amino acids. The record is from RefSeq and is a predicted model, not a curated record. The transcript is spliced from 2 exons. Gene Ontology annotation, molecular function: phosphorelay sensor kinase activity; histidine phosphotransfer kinase activity; protein binding. Lineage: Eukaryota; Fungi; Ascomycota; Eurotiomycetes; Eurotiales; Aspergillaceae. Gene Ontology annotation, biological process: phosphorelay signal transduction system; protein autophosphorylation.